AUGCUUUUGUCAUUUGCGCUUGAGUUCGCCUUUACCGGCUCCGUGCGGCUUCAAAAGACAAAGCCGUUGAAGGUUUGGUCUCAGGUACGACCAGCUCUCCAGAACCUCUUCGUGGCUGCACUGUCGCGCGGUCAGGCCGCUUUGCCCGGAGGAUCAACUUCCGAGGAGAUCUUGGGGAAACUGGCCCAAGACAUUGCUGCUGAAGGUGCGACCUCUCUGCGGUCUCUCGGCAGUACGCCAAGAUCCAGCCAUGAUGGUGCCACUCAGGGCGCAGAUGUGUUGCGCAAUCCGACGGCCUGUCAGGAAUGCAUGAGCUUUCUGAUGACAAACAGGGAGAAAGACAUUCGUAAGCAGCCGGCCUACUUUGCGUGCAUGAGCAAACUGCGCACUGCCUUGUGCCAGUGCCCUCAAUCACCAGAUGAGUGGGAUGCAUCGACAACGUGUUCCUUCCAUGAUUCGUUGCACACUGUGGCUGACUUGACGUGGGCAAUUUCCACGAUCAUGGAGCAGGAGUCAGUAAUCCCUGCGUCGGCUCCAGCAGUCGGUGCGGCGGGUUUGCAGUUGGUCAUGAAGGUGCAAGAGCAGGCUGAAAAGGAAAAGGUUGAAAGUGCCCAGGCGACGGGCGACAUGCUGCAAAGCGCCAUCGUGAAGGAAGGCCGCUUCCUCUUGGAGAAGCAGGGGGAGGGUUCCGCUGACGAUGGAGAAACGAAGUGGGCUUUGAAUGGAAGCCUUGUCGAGAGCUUGCUGACUGUGCGGGCGAAAUACGUGCUGUCCACGAUGCUGGGUUUGAUUGUCAAGCCUCAGUUUGAGCCCUCGGCGGCGAAACCCAAAUUGGUAGAAUUCGAGGAUUUGGAUGCUCAACAAACAGAAUGGCUUUAUGAUCUGUUGGUGUACAUGUGCAAAAGCGGCGAAUUCACGGAUGCUCACGCUUUCAUCUUGGAGCUGGAGUCCCGCUACAUGCUCCAGACUCCGGGCGAUGCGGACAUGAAGACGUGGUCCUCUAUGUGGACUGAAGUCAUUGAGAGGGCCCUUGCUGCCCGCAACAAGCAUGUGAAGACCAAGGGCAAGGACGAGACUGUUGAGCUGGGCAAGACGCUGCCUGCCAGCAAGAUGGUAAUCAACAAGAGCUUCUUCAAGGAAGCAUCGUUGGCAGCAGCGGCUGCUGGGUCGGCGGAGCCCGGCGAGGUCAAGGUGGAGGACAGCGGCCACCCCUCCGAGCAGUCCGAGCAGAGUCAACAGGAAGUCCAACCAGCGGUGCCUUACUUUCAGUCGAUCUACACGGCGACUGCUCAGCAGGGCACAAUCCACACGUUGGAUGUUCUUGCAGUGCAAACACAGGUUCAAAACACUUUGUUCAUGCGAGCAGGGUGCAGUUCAUCCAAGAAGCUGCUGGAGGGAAUGUACUCGGAUUCCCGCAGCUCUGCCGUCAUAGCGGCGACGUCUCUCUCGAAAGAGUUGGCAGGAGAGCGGAUCUUUGCAUUCGGCAGCGUCAGCACAGAGCAAGGCCCCAAAUCCGUGAAGGUGGCUUCGGCAACGUUUGGCAACGGCGGCAACGGGAUCACGAUGCACUACUUUAUGUCUGCAGAGGGCUUCCAAAAGCUGACUUCGCUGUGUCCUUGCCCGGUAUGGUUUGUCAAGGCUGUCGCCGAUGCAAAAAAAGCUCUUUUCGUGAGCUCGGAGCUUGAGGAGACCAUGGAGUGUUCCGAUGCGCAUGGUGGCAAGGUUACUGUUCACCUGCGGGUGCCCUACAUUGCGAUUCGCGAAGAGGCGGUGUUGAGCUUGAUCCAGAAAGAGGCCGUGCAACCGCAGGGAGAGCUGUACUGCACGCGCACGUACUUCCCAAAUGAGAAGGCUACAACCGGUAAGAAGCAAUCCGUCCAACCGCAAGUGGCAUUGGGUGGAUUGUGCUUCAGAAAGCAAGAGGGUCAAGAAGGCGGCAUGCUCAAGGUUGAAAAGCAUGACGACAUGCUGUUGGUGCAUCCUGGAAAUCACCCGAAGCAUUGCAGCCAUCUCCUGAAGUGA
Molecule: messenger RNA, 2022 nt
Organism: Symbiodinium sp. CCMP2456
Lineage: Eukaryota; Dinophyceae; Suessiales; Symbiodiniaceae
Source: the annotation of a GenBank genome assembly